Malassezia pachydermatis is the source of this 1389-nucleotide messenger RNA. Its product is annotated as dna polymerase small subunit. NCBI's taxonomy places the organism in Eukaryota, Fungi, Basidiomycota, Malasseziomycetes, Malasseziales, Malasseziaceae. Gene Ontology annotation, molecular function: DNA binding. Gene Ontology annotation, cellular component: delta DNA polymerase complex. The transcript is spliced from 3 exons. The record is from RefSeq and is a predicted model, not a curated record. The coding region runs from base 1 to 1389 and encodes 462 amino acids. Gene Ontology annotation, biological process: DNA replication; DNA strand elongation involved in DNA replication.
AUGCCACGCGCCGCCGCUGCCUAUGAGGCGCUCUCAACCUUGUCUGAUCCGCUCCGGAUCCCUGCGUCCGAGCGCUCGUACGCGCGUCAGUUUGCACAGAUGUACGACUACCGUCUCGCCGCCCUGCGUCGGCGUGUAUACCACCAAGCUGAAUCGUACCUCCAGGACCGCGACGUGACGUAUGUGAAACGUAUUCUCGAUAUCCCGCCGAAACGUACAUGCCUGAUUAUCGGCACAUUUUACUGUCAUAUGCCGCUCAAGCCAGACGUGCUUCAAGACAUUGCGCGCGAUCUCUCGUUGCCGCCGCCUCCACCACGCUCAAGUUAUGUCGACCUGGCGCAGGACCAGCGCUUCUUAGAGGACCAAAGUGGACGUGUGCGUCUAGUAGGCGCAUGCAUGGAGCCUACGUCAUCAUGGGCACGUCAGUGCUUGACCGGUGUCGUUGCGGGCGUCAUCGGCACAGAAACGCCAGACGGCGACUUUGAAGUGUCGCAGGUGUUCUUCCCUGGCGUCCCACCGCCACUCGCACCGCUCGGUGAUGUGCUGAAAGGCGACAUUGUCCUGGCUAGUGGACUGUACGCUGGCAACGCGCAGGACCCAUCGCACGACGCUUCGUUGGAACUGUUGUUGGAAUGGCUGACGGGCGAACUAAGCGACGCCUCUGACCGUGAACGCACAUCGCGUAUCUCCAGCCUUGUCUUGGCAGGCAACCUAGUGCCUCAUGAGGCAUGGGCGCAAGUCGCACCGCAUCGUCCAGGCGCGGGGCCGCACAAUGCCGCCGCCACGACCACAUCGACACCAGGCACGGCGCCGAACCCCGUAGCCGCGCUGGAUCCAUGGCUCGAGCAAGUGUGUGCUGUGUUGGACGCGGUCGUAGUUCUACCCGGCGUCGACGACCCUAGCGGCGCGACUCUGCCACAGCAGCCAUGGCUCGCGCCGCUCCUUCCUCGUGCUUCGCAGUGGCCAUCGCUGCACUGUGUGACCAACCCUGCCUGGUUUGGCCUGCAUCAACGCCGCUUCCUCGCAACGUCAGGCCAGACCAUCGACGAUGCUCUCAAGUACUUGGCACCGGAGGCCCAGGCAGAGCACGAUGCCCCUCUUCGCAUGGCCACGACCUCGUUGCAGUGGUCUCACGUGGCGCCCACAGCGCCGGACACAUUGUGGUGCUACCCAUUCAAAGCUACGGAUCCGUUUGUCCUGCGCGCCGCGCCUGACGUGUACAUUGUCGGCCACCAGCCGGCGUUCGCCACAGAGACUAUCCAAGGUACGCCAAAGUGGCGUGCGCCUCACUCACAUCGCAGUGCCUUCCGCCGACGGACAACCUCCACAUACCAUACGUGUCCUGUGCAUUCCGACGUUUGCGACGACGCGGCAAGUCGUGGUGCUUGA